Molecule: messenger RNA, 1967 nt
Organism: Bradysia coprophila
Lineage: Eukaryota; Metazoa; Arthropoda; Insecta; Diptera; Sciaridae
Product: phosphatidylserine lipase ABHD16A
Biological process (GO): phosphatidylserine catabolic process; monoacylglycerol catabolic process
Cellular component (GO): endomembrane system
Molecular function (GO): glycerophospholipase activity; monoacylglycerol lipase activity
Source: RefSeq, a predicted model, not a curated record
UUUUGACAUUCAUUCUUUGGACUUUCAAAGAGGAAAAAAAUAAUCGAAUUCAUCAAGCAUUUGAAUAAAUCAAAAUUUAAGUUAACACCAAGACGGAGUAAAUGUGAUAGAGAGGUCGACCUGAAGUUUAAAUUACAAACAUGACAUUCCUGAAUUACAUUUUUUCACCCCGUCUAUUUAAAGUGUACGGAGAUGGGAAUUUACAGAAAUUCUAUGAACCAGGCGGACUGGAGAAGUGGGGAGACCAGAUUAUAUAUACGUUAUCGUUGAUGUGGAACAUUACUUUCUACACGUCACCACUAAUGCUGACUUUCCUCUACCGACGCGGAUACUUUGUUGCGGAGUCUGUGUCGUCAUUUGCCAAAAUUUCAACGGGCAUUGGUCUACUCGUCGUCAUAUCGUUGUGUAUGCGAGGCAUUGGUCGCUCACAAACGAAGAUCUAUUCGAAAUUCCUUAAGUCUUUGGAAGCAGCCAAAGCGAACGCAAAGAACGAAGACUUGAAAAAUCAGCUGCGAUUGUUUGAUUUCGAGUUUAAAGACUGGCCCGUUGAUUUCUCUGCUAAGGAAUCGAAUGGUGAAAAGAAGGCAUCGAAAGUGGUUACAUCCAUCCGCAACAAGCCAUUUUGGCUAUCGUCGUUACCAUGUGAAGUUGCGGCUUAUCUUGCUGUACACUCGUUUGGCUUACGAAUGAUUUAUCCGGGAUCGGUUAAGCUCAUUCAAAGUUACUUGCACCCAAUGCUUGUACAGGGCAGAGCAAAAUUGAUUGAGCAAGACAAUGCAAAACGGUACAAAUUGUUGACCAAAGACAAUAACGAAGUCGACUCAAUUUUUGUGGACAACCGCGGUGUUAACGCUAAUGGAAAGACGUUGGUCAUAUGUUCAGAAGGCAAUGCAGGCUUUUAUGAAAUUGGAAUUAUGGUAACGCCAAUGGCUUUGAAAUACUCGGUCUUGGGUUGGAAUCAUCCCGGUUUUGGCGGCAGUACGGGUCUACCCUUCCCCGACCAAGAUCAAAAUGCAAUGGAUGCAGUGGUUCAAUUUGCUAUAAAUAAACUCGGCUUCUUGCCGGAAAAUAUCAUAAUGUUUGGUUGGUCAAUUGGCGGCUAUUCUUCGUUGUGGGCAUCGACACAAUAUCCCGACAUUAGAGGAUGUGUUUUGGAUGCCACAUUCGACGAUGUGCUUCACCUGGCUCUACCACGGAUGCCUGAGAGUCUCUCUGGGGUAGUUCGCAUCGCGAUUCGCCAAUAUGUAAAUUUGCAUAAUUCCGAACUGCUGAGUAACUACAGUGGACCUGUUUUGAUGAUACGACGAACGGAAGACGAAGUUAUAUCAGAAAAUAUGGACGUGGCUACGAAUCGUGGCAAUAAUCUUGUCAUUAAUAUGCUGAAGUGCCGGUUUCCGAACAUUUUCAAAUCCGAUCAAAUCAGCCACAUCAACAAAAAGCUUUCCCGCCCAAUCGAAAAGACGACUGAUAACAGCACUGAUCAACUGUGUUUGUCAUUAUUAUCGUCAUAUGUCUCUGAAAAUGGUCGAUCAUAUCCGGUAGAAAUUGGCGAAAAUUAUACUGAAGAGCAGAGAAAUCAAAUGGCUGAAUAUUUGGUUUACAAACACUUGCUAGACUACAAAUCGAGCCAUUGCACCCCACUACCGGUUGAGUAUUUUCAAUUUCCAUGGACAUUACCAUUGCCCGACGACGACACAGAUUUCGUAUUUACUUAAAGCAUUUCUUUCAUCGCAUUUCUUUGUACGAAUGGUGUAACUUCUGUUGGUUUUUAUUAAAAUGCCUACUUUAGAUACGCCUGCAAUUUUGCCGGGUGAUUCUAAUAUUUAGUUGUAAUAAGUACUGAAAUAAUUUCAACAAUUUGUUUGCUAGGAUUACAAGAGUUUUCUAAUAUUUAUUUGUUUCUCUUUGAUUUUGUACGAUGCGAUAGAUAAGUUGCAAAUAAAAUGGAUGAUUAACUGACAAUUGAU